This is a messenger RNA of Pseudoliparis swirei, 2099 nucleotides long. RefSeq names its product CMP-N-acetylneuraminate-beta-galactosamide-alpha-2,3-sialyltransferase 1-like. Gene Ontology annotation, molecular function: beta-galactoside (CMP) alpha-2,3-sialyltransferase activity. NCBI's taxonomy places the organism in Eukaryota, Metazoa, Chordata, Actinopteri, Perciformes, Liparidae. Bases 861 to 1829 code for a protein of 322 amino acids. The transcript has 8 exons. The record is from RefSeq and is a predicted model, not a curated record.
UGGCGUGUGAAGGAGGUCAAACGGAGUUUUAGGUUGUGUUGAAUUAGAUAAUUUACUAAAGCAAUAUGUAAAUUAGGAUUUACUAAUAUACCAUAACUUCAUACAUGUUGUUAUAGAAUGUGUGUUAUUGUUUAAUAAUUUACAAUAUUGUUUGGUAAGUGUCUGUGUAUUAUUGUUUAAUGCAUUGCUGUAACACACUGGUGAAGAUGAAUCUCUUUGUGUUCCAAGAACACAGAUCAGUGGCAGAAAGGAAUCCCCUCCCCCCCCCCCCGGCAUGGAGAGAGCCCCUGAAAGAAACCCCAUUCAUGCAGUGGACCGCAUGGCAGAGGGCAAAUGGUGGCCGGAGUGAUGACGUCAUGUGGAUAUGCAAAUCUACCAACAGCCAGACGGCUCGGCCAAUGAGCGAAUUGGGGAAAGGUGUUACCAAGACAAUGUAUCCAAUGAGAAGUGGAUAUUUCCCCUGGGGCGGGACGCCCGGGAAAUAUAAAAUGAACUUUCGGAGGCUGCGAGAGACUUCUUUUAGGUGAAGCAAGAGACAGCUAACUACAAUUGGUUUAGCCAGGAGUGGUCUGUGGAUUGUGAAGCCUUAGAAGUCCUCGGCCGAGAAUUUAUACUCUGUAUCUGAACAGUUAUUAGUUAUCAACGAUUGGUUAUACUUUUUAUUAAAUACAUUUUAUUAUAACUUUUCGACUCCGGACAUUUUCUUCGGUUCAGCACCAGGGGAUUUCUGAAUACCUAACAGUUUGGUGACCCUGACGUGAUUCCUUGGUGUUUUGGAUCGAGGAGGAACCGAGUUGAACAUCUGGAAGGAUCACUCUCCCCCACUCACACGAGGCCUCACAACAAGGGAGGUGACGAGGAUGACCUGGAGCUGCCUACGAUCGCUUCGCUUCAGGUGUCUCACAUCCAAAGUGGGCGUGUUCAUUCUCCUGCUGUGUGUGACGGGCAUCUGUGUGUUUUGGAGGGGAGAAAUCCCAUCGUACUUCCCGCCUGGAGAGGGAAGACCCUGCGCCUGUGACCGAUGUUUACGUGAAGACGAGACCUUAUUCAUGCAGCGAUUUAGCAAAUUUGAGGAACCACCGUUUUUGUCACAAUACCACAAUCUCUCAGAGAAUCAUUUCAACUGGUGGAGGCGCCUACAGUCUGAUGGCCGUAACUUCAGUGUUUACAAAGAAACGGUGAACAAGAUGUUUCAGAUGUUCCCAAUAAACGCUGAAGUUGAAGCAUCCAGCCCCGACCGCUGCAGGACUUGUGCUGUGGUGGGGAAUUCUAUGAAUUUGAAGAAUUCCCAUUACGGACCCCUCAUAGAUUUCCAGGACUUCGUCAUAAGAAUUAACAAAGGUCUUACCAAAGGCUAUGAAGAAGAUGUUGGGACCAGAACAACUCAUCAUGUCAUGUAUCCAGUUAGUGCUGUGGACUUGGAGAACACCACAAGUCUGGUGCUGUUUGCAUUCAAGAUCCUGGACCUGGAGUGGAUGAUGAAGGCCCUCAAUACAGGAAUCUCAUUUGAAGAAAGACCACUGAAGGCCAACACGGACUUGGUGAUGGUCCUGAAUCCAGCUUUUAUGCGGUAUGUUCAUCUCGUGUGGCUAAGGAGGAGGGGCCAUUAUCCAUCCACUGGCUUCAUGGCUUUGAUUCUUGCUCUGCAUAUUUGUGACGAGGUCCAUGUGUUCGGUUAUGGAGCCGACAGUGAUGGAAGAUGGACUCAUUACUGGGAACAUAAGAGAAGAAGGGGGUUCAGAACUGGAUGGCAUCCUGGACAUUUUGAGUUUGCAAUGAUCAAGGAGCUCGGUCGGCAUCAGAUAAUCAAGUUUUAUAGGGGGUGGUGACGUUUCUCUCAGCGUUCAAUGGAUUUAAGCAUCGAAAGAGCAGAACAAGACUCGGAAGCUGUCAUCCUGCUGCACACGUGAACCCUUCAGCGGUUCCAUUCUGAUGCCUCCGUGGUUUUUCUCUGUGAACAUGACUGAAGGAGUUCAGGGGAAAUUAAUGUAAAAUUGAAUGUUACAUGAAAUUUGAACAGGAGAGCUUUUUAGAAAACACAGAGCAUCGAUUGUUUGCAGAAACGUUUAAGUUUUUUUUUUUUUUACAUUAAAUAUUGU